AGAGAAGAAGACAUUUUGUGGAAAGACAGCGUAGAGAGGAUACACAUAUCCACAUGCCAGUGGGAUUUUACCAUUAAAUAUAUUUUCCACCUGUUUGGACGGUUUAAUACACACCAAGAGUCAACUCGUGAAAAAUCCGAGCACUGGGUUCGAAAAGAAUUGAUAUUUGCAAGCUAAUUUGGCUGGAUUGGCGUUGGCUGUACCAUUCAUCCAUUAGCUUAGCUUUAGCCUCCGCAUUGCUGGGCUAGCAAGCACGAAGCUAAGCUAAGCUAGCACAGACACCGCAUUUAGCUAACCGGCUAAAUCUCUUCUCUUUUUCCCCCCAACCACAGACACAGAAUGGCGUUGAAACGAAUUCACAAGGAGCUGACCGAUCUGGGUCGGGAUCCUCCAGCACAGUGUUCUGCAGGGCCGGUGGGUGAUGACUUGUUUCACUGGCAAGCCACAAUUAUGGGACCUAAUGACAGUCCAUACCAGGGUGGCGUGUUCUUCUUGACCAUUCAUUUCCCUACAGAUUACCCAUUUAAACCACCUAAGGUUGCGUUCACCACAAGAAUUUAUCACCCCAACAUUAACAGUAACGGCAGCAUCUGUUUGGAUAUUCUAAGAUCGCAGUGGUCACCAGCAUUAACUAUUUCUAAAGUUCUCUUGUCCAUCUGCUCUCUGUUAUGUGACCCGAACCCAGACGACCCGCUAGUGCCAGAGAUAGCACGCAUAUAUAAAACAGACAAUGAAAAGUACAACAGAAUAGCUCGGGAAUGGACCCAAAAGUACGCCAUGUGAUACCUGAGCAAACGUCACCCCAACAAAUCUGCAUUAUAGCUGGAAGAACGUCCUACAACUGGCUCUCCUUCAGUUUCUUUUUUUUUCCUUUUUUUUAACUCCCUUUCUCCCCUUUCAGCGAAUUGGCACUUCCCCCUGUCUUUGAGUCCCAAUAAUUUUUUCAUCCAGUUGUUUCGUGCCCCUUCUCAAACUCCCAUGUGCUGCAAACACGUCACUUUUUAUUCCCCAUUUAAAAAAAAAUAAAAAAUUAAUCCAGGCUGAACUCUGAAGCAUGUGUCAAGGACUCCAGCCACGGAUUUAAAGAAAGCAAAUAAAGAACGCUUUAUUAACUCAUGCCACACAUUGGAGGUGCUAUUAAGAAGAAAUAAAGACAUACAUCCAUAAAAACAGUGGUUCUUCAUGAGCGGUCUGUUGCAUUGGCCUUCACUCUUUUUUUUUUAUAUAUAUAUUUCGCAGCUUUUUCAAUAGCGAAUCCAGUCUGUGAAAUAAUGAGAAUAUAUUUAGUCCGGAUACGAAUAAACGAACAGUUCUGACUAUGAAAUCUACUUCCUGCAUGUUUAACUGCGAAUCGGCUGUCCGCUAAAAACGCCGCCAGUGUUGAACACGCGGGUCCACCCUGUACGGAGUCUGAGGACUUGAUUUUUGUUACUCCUGUAUUUUUUUUGGGUUUAGUUGUUUUAAGACAAAGCUAUUAGUUUAUCUGUCUUCCAACUACACUGUUUGCUUAUUGCACUGAUUCAAUGCUCUGAUUGGACGACCGGUCAACUAAUAGCUCUACUAGCUGUCCAUUUUUGGUUUCUCAAUAAAGUUGGUCAAAUGUA
Molecule: messenger RNA, 1604 nt
Organism: Silurus meridionalis
Lineage: Eukaryota; Metazoa; Chordata; Actinopteri; Siluriformes; Siluridae
Gene: ube2d2l
Product: ubiquitin-conjugating enzyme E2D 2 (UBC4/5 homolog, yeast), like
Exons: 7
Coding region: 340-783 (147 amino acids)
Biological process (GO): protein polyubiquitination; ubiquitin-dependent protein catabolic process
Cellular component (GO): nucleus
Molecular function (GO): ubiquitin conjugating enzyme activity
Source: RefSeq, a predicted model, not a curated record